GCGGCAGUAGCGGCGCGCUCUGAUGUCGUCACUCCUAAGUGCGUCGUCGGCUUUAAGUGAGGACGCACUACGGCGGCUGAAGAGAGAAAUGUGGGCGCGGGCGGUGAAGCUGGGCUUUCGGUCCUGGGUGGGCUGGCGCCGGGGCUUCACCUCCAAGGCGGAUCCUCAGCGUAGUGACAGGGUCACGGCCGAGGUGAUCGAACACCUGGAGCGUCUAGCGCUUGUGGACUUCGGCAGCCAAGAGGCCGUAGCACGGUUGGAGAAAGCCAUCGCCUUUGCCGACCGGCUCCGCGCCGUGGACACGGACGGGGUGGAGCCCAUGGAAUCAGUACUGGAGGACAGAUGUCUAUACUUGAGAUCUGACAAUGUGGUAGAAGGCAACUGUGCUGAAGAACUACUACAAAACGCCCAUCGAGUUGUGGAGGAGUAUUUUGUAGCCCCCCCAGGUAAUAUCUCUUUGCCAAAGCAGGAUGAUCAAGAGCCUUUUUCACACAUCUGAGUAGCUAUUCUGGGAAUGGGUACCCUGUGAACACGUGGAAGCCCAAAGAUAGUAUUUUGUUACUGUGAACAGUAAUAUUCCAACUUUCUUCAGUCACCUGAAAAAAACUGAUGAUUAAGUAUUUUUUAAUAACUCUCUGAAGACAAAAUUGGGAAAUAAUCUAGCCAAAACAAGGCAAUGAGUUCCUACUGCUACUGGAAGAGGUAUUGUUACUUUCCAAGUAUUUAUUCACAGACUAUUCAGUAUGUAAGAUGUUAUCCUCCUUUAUCUCCUCUAGAGACUAUCUACCAAACUGCACUUAAGUGAAUUUUUCUAUUGAUGUAACUAUUAGACAGUGCAUCUGAUCACUAUGUGACAACGUGUGUUGUACUUUUAGUUGCUGUUUCUGUCAAUCCAAGAACCCUUGUAUCUUUACCAAACAAAUUCAGAUUUGUCCCUGGGUACCUACUUUGUUCCCACAGAAGGCUAACUUUCUCCUAAGGUGUGAAGAGUAUUCAAAGUAGACUCUACAGCU
Messenger RNA from Odobenus rosmarus divergens (Pacific walrus), 1013 nucleotides. It is a transcript of the gene GATC, whose product is annotated as glutamyl-tRNA(Gln) amidotransferase, subunit C. NCBI's taxonomy places the organism in Eukaryota, Metazoa, Chordata, Mammalia, Carnivora, Odobenidae. The transcript is spliced from 4 exons. Gene Ontology annotation, biological process: glutaminyl-tRNAGln biosynthesis via transamidation; mitochondrial translation; regulation of translational fidelity. Gene Ontology annotation, cellular component: glutamyl-tRNA(Gln) amidotransferase complex; mitochondrion. Bases 23 to 499 code for a protein of 158 amino acids. The record is from RefSeq and is a predicted model, not a curated record. Gene Ontology annotation, molecular function: glutaminyl-tRNA synthase (glutamine-hydrolyzing) activity.